Molecule: messenger RNA, 5799 nt
Organism: Dicentrarchus labrax (European seabass)
Lineage: Eukaryota; Metazoa; Chordata; Actinopteri; Moronidae
Gene: sorcs2
Product: sortilin-related VPS10 domain containing receptor 2
Exons: 28
Coding region: 104-3577 (1157 amino acids)
Cellular component (GO): membrane
Molecular function (GO): protein binding
Source: RefSeq, a predicted model, not a curated record
UCUCUCUCUCACUCGGCUUACAGUAUACACCUAUCUAUCUUCCACAAGCAUCAGCAGUCACUCCAUCAGUCUCCGCGAUACGAGCGGUACUACGGCGCAAAGCAUGGCAUCUCUGCGCCCCGAAAAACCGGUCUCCGCUGCUGCGCACCUCUGCGUCUUUCUGUUGACCGUCUCGGCCUGGAUGGCACUGCCGGGACCCGUGCGUUGUGACAGCGGGGCUUUAAACCGGCGCGGCGGGGAGCACCGUACGUUUGACAUGGGCGGUGGAGACGGUGGCUCCCCGCCGGGCUUACCGACGGACGGUGUCGAGGAAGCCGUCGGCGCGGAGACCUCUCCCCGCUUCAGGAGAGCACUGUCCCGGGAAAAACAAAUGUCCCUGCUCAGCAGUUCGUUCGUGCUCAAAGGGGAUGCGACCCACAACCAGGCGAUGGUCCACUGGACAGGAGAGAACAGCAGCGUCAUCCUGAUCCUGACCAAGUACUACCACGCUGACUCCACCAAGGUGCUGGAGAGCUCGCUGUGGAGGUCUACAGACUAUGGCACCACCUACACCAAGCUCAACCUGAUGCCAGGCACAACCAUCGUGGUGACCAGCUUCUACAUCUGCCCGAACAACAAGAAAAAGGUAGUGCUGGUGGGUUCAUCCAUUAACGAGAGGGAUCAGAUGCUGUUUAUCAGCACAGACGAAGGUUCCUCCUUCCAGCGACAGUCCAUCUCCUUCACCCCGGACACUAUCGUCUUCCACCCCAAGGAGGAAGACAAGCUCCUGGCCUACUGCAAGGAGGGCAGGCUCUUUGCUUCCGCAGACCUGGGCCGCAAGUGGACUUUGCUUCAGGAGCGGGUGACCAAGGACAGAGUCUUCUGGUCAGUAUCUGGUGUGGAUGUGGACCCUGAUCUGGUGCACAUGGAAAUGCAAGACACGAGUGGAGGUUACCUUUAUGUCACCUGUCUCAUCCAGAACUGUUCGGACAAAAUGGUGACUGCUCAGUUUCUCGGAAAGAUCGACCACAACUCGCUGCUGGUGCAGGACGACUACAUAUUUGUCAAGGUCACCACAGGGAAUCGCACCAAGCACUACGUGUCCUAUCGGCGCAACGAGUUUGUCCAGAUGAGGUUUCCCAAGUACGCCUUGCCAAAGGAUGUUCAGAUAGUGAGUACGGACGAGAAUCAGGUCUUCCUCGCCCUCCAGGAGUGGUACCAGUCAGACACAUAUAACCUGUACCAGUCGGACCCCCAGGGCGUCUACUACUCCAUCGUCCUGGAAAAUGUUCGCAGCACCAAGCAGCCAGAGGAGAAUGUCCUCAUCGACAUACUUGAGGUACGUGGUAUCAAAGGAGUCUUCCUGGCCAAUCAGAAGAUUGAUGGGAAAGUGACAACCCUCAUCACCUACAACAAAGGAAGAGACUGGGAACCCUUGGCUCCACCCUCUACUGACAUGAAUGGCAAGCAGAUCAGCUGCAAAGCGCCGGAUUGUCACCUUCACCUCCACCUACGCUGGGCAGACAACCCCUACGUGUCUGGGACUGUCCACACCAAAGACUCUGCUCCAGGUCUCAUCAUGGGUGCUGGUAACCUUGGCUCCAAGCUAGUAGAGUAUAAGGAAGAGAUGUACAUCACUUCAGACUGCGGGAAGACGUGGAGACAGGUUUUCGAGGAGGAGCAUCACAUCCUGUACCUGGACCACGGUGGGGUCAUUGUUGCCAUUAAGGACACCUCUAUUCCCCUCAAGAUACUCAAGUUUAGUAUUGAUGAAGGACGGACGUGGACUGUUCACAACUUCACCAGCACCUCUGUGUUCGUCGAUGGACUCCUGAGUGAGCCAGGAGACGAGACCCUGGUUAUGACUGUGUUUGGCCACAUCAGCUACAGGUCAGACUGGGAGCUGGUCAAAGUGGACUUCAGGCAGUCUUUCCCCCGUCAGUGUACCGAGUCCGACUACGACUCCUGGCAGCUCACAGACCUGCAGGGAGAGAAGUGCAUUAUGGGCCAGGAGCGGAGUUUCAGGAAAAGAAAGGACACGGCAUUCUGUAUCAAAGGAAAAAGCUACACCUCGGCUCUCACCACCAAACCCUGCCAGUGUACAGAGAAAGACUUCAACUGUGACUAUGGUUUUGAACGCUCCCAUGUUGAGGGCAAACGCUGCUUCGCUGACUUCUGGCAUGAUCCAGAUUCACCACCCGAAGACUGCCAUCUAGGACAAACCUUUGAGACCAGCACUGGCUACAGGAAGGUGAUAUCCAACGUGUGUGAAGGGGGACUAAACAAGCAGCAGAGCGCCAAACAGCACAACUGCCCUCUGCUUCCCCCUCAAGGACUACAGGUCGGCAUCAAAGGGCAGAUGUUGGCUGUUGCGCCUGGUGAUGACAUCACAUUCAUUGUUCACCAGGAGCAGGGCGAUACCAGCAGCACCAAGUACCAGGUGGACCUUGGUGAUGGAGUUAGGGCCAUCUACCAGAACCUGACAGUGACGGAUGAGCCCAUCCAGCAUCGCUACGCAAAACCGGGUGUUUACAAGGUCACAGUGAAGGCCGAGAACAUGGCAGGGCACGACGAGGCCACCAUGUACAUCCAGGUCACAGCUCCUCUGCAGGAAGUGCACUUGGAAGUGGUUCCCAUUGCUGGAAGAAACCAUGAGGUCAAUCUGACAGCCAUAGUUCUCCCCACUGAGGCCAACCUGACCGUCUUCUACUGGUGGAUAGGAGACAACCUGCGGCCUACGCUGACUCUGCAGAACAGCCUUCUGACCCGUUUCCCAGAGACAGGAGAGGUUUCAGUCACCGUCCAGGCUUCUAACGGCCGGUCCAUGGUGCAGGAUACCAGGACAGUCCGAGUCUACGAUAACUUCCAGGUCAUCCCACUGAGCUUCAGCACGAACCUGGACCGAUUCAACCCAAAUAUCCCAGAGUGGAGAGAGGACAUUGGCCAGGUGGUCACCAAAAUACUCGCUAAGAUCACAGGUGUCCCUCAGGAGUCCCUGGUUACGGUGGUGAAGCCGGGCCUCCCCACAACAGCUGACCUGUACGUCCUCCCACUGGACAGCAAACCAGCCAAGAGGAGCAUGUUUGUUGAUAAGCGUAUUCCAGCCAUCACGCAGGCCUUCAAUGACAACAAUGUCAGCUUUGUGGUGCGAGGAGGUCUACAAGUGCUGGUGAUGCUAGCUGACCCAAACGCUGGUCUAAUUGCUAAUGACUCAACAGCUACAACAGCAGACACUGGCUACCAUGGAGCUGCUGGAGGUCCAGGUGUUUGGGCUCUAGCAGUCAUUUUCCUAAUCAGCAUCAUUGCCACCGGCUCCUUCAUCCUCUACAAGUUCAAAAGUCCUUGGCUUAGGACUGAGGAUGCCUAUCCUCCACUGUUUUUCAGGAAGCUUCCAGGCAGCCGCAACGUCUACGCCCAGAUGCACAACGAGAAGGAGCAGGAAAUGACCAGCCCCGUCAACCACAGCGAGGACACCCAGCACAUCAUCCAGGGCGAGGAGUUCAUCGACGAUGACCUGGACUCGCAGACUCUAGGUAACGCAGGAGGUAGCCCCGCCUUCCGUUCCCUUAUAAGGACUACCACUAACCACUGCUACUAAAUCCCAAGCCACUAACACCAGCAGCUAACACACACCAAGGCAACCAUUCUGGUGUGGUCCUGAGCAUCAACUCCAGAGAACUACACAGUUACCUGACCAGCUGAUGGCUGCCAUGGCAAUGCUAACAAGCUAGCGUAGCCUAGCCUAGCCGGCUAAUGAGCACAGGGACUCCACUCUGCCUUCCUCCUUCUCUCUCUUCCUCUCCCUCGGACACUUCACCUCCACUCCAUGGCCUCCUCAACCCUUCAGCUCCAGCUUUUGUAUAUUAAUUGUUUUCUUCUUUGGGGGUGGGGUGGGGGCUGAGGCUGGUCGAGGGACUUUUACUACCCUACUCAAUCUCUUUCUGCAAGGGGAUGCGAGGCCCUCUGCUUUACCUAAUGUAUUUUACAUCGUUGCGAGCCCCCUUACCUUCUCUUCACGUCCCACACCAGCCCUGGAGAACUGCACUGACACCCAGUGAGGAUGGAGGUCUUGAUGGCGUCACAAAAAGGACACUCACUCAUCUGUGUUUUAAAAAAGAAAAAAAAACUCAGUGUGUAUGUUGUCUGUCACUUGUAGACACUCAAAAUCAGCGAGCAUGACCAACCGCACUGGUUUCCAGAAAAUAUUCACAGUCAGAGGAGGUUGAACCAUCCAUUGGCUGCAGCCACUGAAGGCCAAACAGAGUGCAUUAGGGUAGUCCAAUUAAAAAUAUAUAUUUUUACUCCUCCCCCUUUUAUUUUUAUUUUAGUUUGUUUCCCACAAUUACUAGAUACACUCUCUUCACAGGCAAUAAUAGUCUCUCAAUGGAAUGUAGGAUAUGAAAAACCCUUGAAUUUGCAUGUGACAAGUGUACACAUGCAAACACAAGAGGGCGGUGUUGCACUUUCUUAAAUUCCCACUCACAGGUACUUGGAGCGCACAGCUUCUUUGGAAUAUAUUGUAUGUUUACACGUUUUUGAAAUCCCACUACAUUCAUAUCUUGUUUAUAAGUCCACACAUUUACAGAAGUUUGUUGAGUGGUGUUUAAAAUCAGCACCACCCUUGUAGGAGCUCAUCGUCUGUCCCAUGGUGCCUAAAGCAGCAGAUGUGAAUCUGCUCAGUGACAUUACCCAUUGUCCAGUUUAUUUAUUUCUAAAAACAGUAUGCCCGUUCUUCCUCUUCCCUGCACUUUCUGGGUCAGAGGUCAAAGCCGACUCGUUCCCCAUGGAGACAAAGGCCGCUGUCAUGGAGGGAAGGUGUAGUUGAUAUAUUUUACUGUAUCAGCCUAUAUUAGGCGUAGCCCGCGGUGGAAUCAUGUCUCCUUAAAGGUUUGGUUUGUUGUAUGUAAAUGUGUAUAUAUGAACAAUCUCCUCUCUGUACAUAUUCCCUUUGACGUGUGUGUUUUACACUGCUACCAAAAUACACAGCUUUGUUUUUCCUUUUGGAGUGACCCUUCACCAAGUUGGAAUUUGAAAAAUUCUCACUGUUUGCAGUUUCCUCAACGCGUUGCCUGCUUCACAUGUAUCCAUCUCCAAUACUUUCAGUGUAAUCUCAUGACUAAGAUAAUUUUAUGGUCUUCAUUGUUAACUGGAAAUAAUUUCAUCAUCUUAUAAAAAGGUACUCACAACUACACAGUGACAACUAUGUAUAUGGAUAUUUUUGAUACACUUCAGUCAGUUUUUGUCAGUUAUCUCAGAACGUGUAAAACACUGGUUAUUGUUUCUGUUGCCUUUUGCUGAAGUCUUUUUGUUUGUUUGAUUGCACUAAUGAUAUAAGCAUUGCUGUCAACACGUAUCGGACAGCAAUUGAACAAGUCUACGGACUGUAUCAAAAGGUCUUUGGAUGAAAGGCCUUUACAGACUACCAAUGCUACCAUUAGCACCAAGAUCACCCCUUGGUCCGUCUUGUAUUUGAUACGAACAGCAGACCACAUUCACUUGUUCUGAUUUACACCUUAAUUCAUUUUUUGUACAUAUUCUGCUCAUGUUCUACUUGUUAGUUUUCUAGUGAUGUGUCGUCAUUGUAUCAGUGUCCCCUUUAACAAAGGGGAAAGUGGGAAUUGUGAUAUUCCGAUAUAACAGUGAAGGAGUUUCACAGCUGAUGGCACCGAUCGUGUAAUUUUGACCACACCGUUUUCUUUUCCUCUUUCUGCUGGUUUAUUUGGUUUCUUGAUUUUGUUAUUAGAAACAAUUGUGUGUCCUCAUCAGGGAGCGUAGUGCACUCAACCUGCAUCCUGGAAUAAAUCACUCCCAUAACUUGUA